Molecule: messenger RNA, 438 nt
Organism: Epithele typhae
Lineage: Eukaryota; Fungi; Basidiomycota; Agaricomycetes; Polyporales; Epitheliaceae
Exons: 4
Coding region: 1-438 (145 amino acids)
Biological process (GO): endoplasmic reticulum to Golgi vesicle-mediated transport
Source: RefSeq, a predicted model, not a curated record
AUGUCGCAAAGGCAUAGAACGAACUUGCGCGACCGCUCGCAGCUGCUGGGCACGGGCGACUACAGCACCCCGCCGUCGUCAGGGAGGUCGUCGCCUUACGGCGGCGCGGCCGCGAACGCCGCGAGCCCAUUCCAGCCUUUGGGCCAACGGUACGCGGAUGACCUGGAGAGCCAGAACGACGAGCACCUCGAGGGCCUCACGGCCAAGGUGAAGCUGCUGAAAGACAUUACGAUUGGCAUUGGGAACGAAGUCCGGGACUCGACCAUUCAGCUCAGCCAGAUGAACGAUGCAUUUGCCGAGACGGGAGGCAUUCUUUCUGGUACAUUCCGUCGGAUGAACAACAUGGCAGGGAGGCAGGGCUGCCGCUGGUUGUGGUACAUAGUUUUCCUCAUCGUUGUCUUCUGGUUCUUCAUUGUCGUAUGGUGGUUUCGGCGAUGA